AUGGUUGACUGGGAUUACGACUAUCUGAUCAAGCUGCUGGCCCUGGGAGACUCGGGGGUGGGGAAGACCACCUUCCUCUACAGGUACACGGACAGCAAGUUCAACAGAAGGUUCACAACCACUGUGGGGAUUGACUUCAGGGAGAAGAGAGUGGUGUACACAGGAACCGGUGCAGACGGGACCAGUGAGAGGAACUUCAGAGUCCACCUUCAGCUCUGGGACACCGCAGGUCAGGAGAGGUUCCGCAGCCUCACAACAGCGUUCUUUAGAGAUGCGAUGGGCUUCCUGGUGAUGUUUGACUUGACCAAUCAGCAAAGUUUCCUUAAUGUCAGGAACUGGAUGAAUCAGCUACAGGCCAACGCCUACUGUGACAGUCCAGAUGUGGUUCUGGUGGGCACCAAGGCUGACCUCAGAGACACGAGGGACGUUCACAACAAACAGGCCAAGGAUCUGGCUGACAGAUACGGCAUCCCUUACUUUGAGACGAGUGCAAUGACGGGUGUUGACGUAGACUCAGCGGUGACCAUGCUGUUAAACCUGGUGAUGAAGAGGAUGGAGCGGAGCGCUUACGGGGCCCAUGGCUCUGAACCCAACGGCACCCCCACAGCCAGCCAUGAGGUGGAGGAGGCCCCCGUCAGGAGGUGGUGCUCCUGUUGAUUUCACGGCCAGAGUCAGCGCAGCAGAAAAAGACUUCAGAACUGCAAACAUCUGAAUCUGGUGCUGAUUAUCCAUCUAGUCAAAGUAAUUGUUGUAUUAACCAGUGUAGUUAUUAUUACUGUGUACAUAAACUAUAAUUAUUACCUCUGUUUCUUUUCAUUGUAACAAGUAAAGUUCCUGCAUUUAUUAGCAGAAAUAAACUACACUGAAAUUCAA
Nothobranchius furzeri (turquoise killifish) is the source of this 873-nucleotide messenger RNA. Its product is annotated as ras-related protein Rab-27B. Gene Ontology annotation, biological process: neurotransmitter receptor transport to postsynaptic membrane; endocytic recycling; regulation of exocytosis. The record is from RefSeq and is a predicted model, not a curated record. Gene Ontology annotation, molecular function: GTP binding; GTPase activity. Lineage: Eukaryota; Metazoa; Chordata; Actinopteri; Cyprinodontiformes; Nothobranchiidae. Gene Ontology annotation, cellular component: plasma membrane; synaptic vesicle; endosome.